Molecule: messenger RNA, 1476 nt
Organism: Zophobas morio
Lineage: Eukaryota; Metazoa; Arthropoda; Insecta; Coleoptera; Tenebrionidae
Gene: Sobp
Product: sine oculis-binding protein homolog
Exons: 4
Coding region: 147-1376 (409 amino acids)
Biological process (GO): animal organ development
Cellular component (GO): nucleus
Source: RefSeq, a predicted model, not a curated record
UAUUGAAAAGCUCCGCUUGUAGUUCUCGUCGAAAUUUUCCUGGUGUGCGCAGUAUUGAGUAAAUUUUGUUUUUCCACUUUUGUUCGAAGUAGUAGUGCGUGUUUAAUUUGCACUGUUGUUUUUCGUUGGUGUUUUUUUUCUCAUUUAUGGAAGAAGCUGCCGCCGAAGAGACUCAUCCGAAAGUUGCGAUCAAGAAAGAGGCUCUCAACGAUGAUAUAAAAGAAUUUGCCGAGACAGCCAUGAACGAGCUUCUGGGCUGGUAUGGGUAUGGUAAUGCCAAUCACAGGGAUGCGAGGGCGUGCAGGUCGCAUUCUGGAAGCAACAGCUCUGGACCGGAGUCCCCGAAGUUUAACGAGGGCUGCGGCUGGUGCGGCAAGACUGUGGACGAAAACACGGGCUUGUCUUCGGCAGCGGCGACCUUCUGCUCCGAGCUGUGCUUCUCCCAGUCGCGCAGAGCCAACUUCAAGAAGAACAAAACGUGCGACUGGUGCAGACACGUCCGACACACCGUCUCGUACGUCGAUUCCCAGGACGGAACGUCCCAACUCCAAUUCUGCUCAGACAAAUGCCUCAACCAGUACAAGAUGCACAUCUUCUGGAGGGAAACCCGCGCCCACCUCGAGAUCCACCCGCACAUCCACGGCGACGAGUCCUCGGGGACGCUCAUCACCCCGGACCUCUGGAUGAACAAAUGCAAGUCACCCGAGACCCAGCUGUCACCUUCAUCGUCGCCCAAGCUGGAAACCCGACAGCAAACUUCACCCUUGCCCCUCAUCACGGUGGCGCACCCGUCGAAGUUGAUGUCGCUUCCGCUGAACGACGACUACAAGAGACGAGGCAAGGUGCAGAAGAAGAGCAAGAAGAAGAGCUUGAGCGUGCCGGCUGUUAGUAACAAGUCGUUCUCCAGCGAGAUGCCCCAGGAUUUGAGAGUGAGACACACUCCGACGGACUUCGAGAGUUCGAGGCUGAGGGGCGACGAACCUAAGGCGGCGAGUGUGGCGGAGGCCGACUCCAGGCUGGACCAGCAGGGAUGUAGCGACGAAGCCGCUAAUCGCAGGAAGUUGCUGGAUAGUUUAGUACCGCCUCCGACAAUCUUGGUACCGUACCCUCUGAUUCUACCUUUACCUAUACCUAUUCCUAUACCCAUUCCUGUACCAGUUCCAAAUGGUGUUUUAAGUAAGAAUUGUAAAGACGAUGAGAAAAAGCACGUGGAUGUGUGCGUCCAGACGGAGGAGGAGGAGGCUAGUCAAAGGGUGAACGAAGUCGUCGAGGAGGAUAACGAGAAGGCGAACGUUAGACCUUCCAGAAAAAGGAAACGAAUCGUAGAAAAGAAGUCGAAGUUCGUCAUUAAAAAUAAGAAGAUUCUCUCCACUUAAAUGUAACGAGUUUAUGGAUAAUUUAUAUUUUUCUUAUUUCUCUUUUGGUAUUUAUUGUUAUGUACAUACACUUUAGUAAUAAAAGUGGUAGUCGAAAGUG